AUCGUCUGUCAUUUCUCCGUUAAUAGAAAGUCAUUCUGGCUGUUUUCUGCGGUGCGGGAGAUCUGUUCCAGCUGGCCUGGAGAGAAAAGGGGGGAAAAAACACAUUCACAUACACACACACUGUGUUUUGCAUUUUGUGUCGGCCGAAACGCCCAGGAAGGAAGGGGAGAGGAUAGGCUCCGCCGAGGGAGACGGAAAUGAGAGGGGGGUGUCCAAAGAGGAAACCCUAUCCCUUUAAGAGCAAGUGGGACAUAGCGGUGCGAGAAAAGGAGAGGAGGGGGAGAAGAAAGAGGAAUUAAAAAAGAAAAGGAAGAAAGAGACAGGGAGGGAGGAGGGAGAGCGGGCGAUAAAAAAAGAAAGAUGACAUCCUCGCAGCUGAGCGGCCGAGGUGGAGCGAUAGGCUGCGGCCCGGCGAGAGCGCCGCUCGCCGGGGUCAGGGCUUGAAUCCAACAACGAGGCUUCGACAAACACCCGAUUGGCCUAUUGGGGGAAAUCGGAAAAAUAGAUUCAUAAAUUAAAAACAAAGCAUGACCUUCUGUGCUAUCAGAUACGCGUAUUAUAACCCAUAUUUGUUCUGGUGCGUAAAAACGCAUUUAUUUCACGUAGAAUGGUGAAUGUUUAUUGCUAAAGUGUAAUACUGUAAUAUGCGUUUUUUUUAGUUUUUUUUUUUAAAGCAGUUUGUUGUGUGAUGUUGCGUUUUAGUUAGAUGAGUGUUUAAGUAAUUAAACUUAGAAACCAAAGUCAAAGAGAAACAGGCCAUUAUUGGAGCUGGCCUGCUCCACUCCUGCCUGUGUGCCGCAGCCUGCGUUAGUCAACAGCUGCGUGCAUUUUAAUUGACAGCAUUAUGCUACCUCAAUGAGAAGAAAAAAAGCGUUUUUGCAGCCGACUUUGUUCGCGUUUUUUUUCAAGAAUAUCCAGACGCCCGUCGUUUCUGCUGCAGGACAGGCGACUGUGUGCGCCUCGAUCAUCGGUGUUCCGAUCCAAACCAUGCAAAGGCUGCUCUCCUCGAUCUCAAUCAGCAGCUGACUUUAUAAUCUCCAUCGUUGUGGCGCAAAAUGGAUGCUGCUUGGAGCAAUUUUCUCUUCCAGGUAGGCUUGAAUACUCCCACCCAAAACCAAGUGGAGGGGAGCCUCCAAUCAGAGCUCAUGCCAGUGCAUACGAGUUCUCCCCAAACCCCACCCACAGAGCACAUAGCACAGCCUCCCUCGACUGUGGACACUGCUGCUCUCAGUGAGGAACCCCUGCCUGUGAAGCCAGUGUCUCGGCCGCCCCGCGUGCCCCACAUCUGUGCCAUCUGCAACAAGCAGUUCAAGAACAACUACAACCUGCGGCGGCACCAGUCGGUCCACACUGGGGUACGCAUGAAGGACAGGGCCAGAGAGCAGGCGGAGGGGGCAAAGGAGGGAGCAGCCGGCCAGGUGGCGAUGGCGGUGGCGGCCCCGUCGGUGAUGGCGGUGGGGGCUGGAGGGAGGGUGGAGAGGCCCACAGUUCCCCUCUCCCUGCUACACCUCUCCGCACCUCCCCCUCUCGCCCCUCCCGGCGUGCUGGCGGGGGCCCAGCAGCCUCACCUGGGUAGUCAGGAUGGUGAAGGGGUAGCCAUGCCAAACGUAAUGGCGAGUGUUAACCCCCAUGCUCCGCCUCCUGCUGCUGUCGUCAUGGCCACAGGGGCGACAGUACAGCGGCCCGCAAACCCCAACCCAAACCCGGUGAGGAAGAACCACGCCUGCGAGACGUGCGGGAAGGCCUUCCGCGAUGUCUACCAUCUCAACCGCCACCGCCUAUCCCACUCAGACGAGAAGCCGUUCUCCUGUCCCAUCUGCCAGCAGCGCUUCAAGAGGAAGGACCGCAUGAGCCACCAUGUGCGAUCCCACCAGGGCGGUGUGGAGAAACCUUACGUCUGCCCCCACUGUGGCAAGGCUUUCUCAAGACCUGACCAUCUCAACAGUCAUGUCAGACAGGUGCACUCCUCGGAGCGACCCUUUAAAUGCCCGACCUGUGAGUCCAGCUUUGCUACAAAGGAUCGUUUGCGUGCGCACAUGAUUCGCCAUGAGGAAAAGGUCCCGUGUCACAUCUGUGGCAAGCUCCUGUCAGCUGCUUACAUCACAGAUCACAUGAGGGUGCACAACCAGUCGCAACACCAUGCCUGCCACCUCUGUAACCGCAGCUUCACCACACUGACGUACCUCCGUGUCCACGCCCAGAAGCACCAUGGCCAGGAGUGGAAGGACAGCCCGGGAGGUUUUGGCGGCACGGCCUCUGGUGGCAUACUCGUCUGCCACUUAUGCGGCGUCCACUGCAAGACACCUACCCAGCUCCAGGGUCACAUGGGCACCCACACCAACAGUCAGGGUGCCCCGAGCCCCGUCACUUCUAACGUGGGUGCCAGCAGCUCUGUCUCCCUUAGCAACAUGGUGACAGCGCCCACUGUCUACGUCGCCGGUAAUACGGUGGUGGACCUGCUUGUCACAGACUGCUCUAGCAUUGCAGCGCCACAGUCCCACAGUUAGCAUAAGAGAGCUCAGCAAUAAUAACCUCAGUCCCUUAACAGAGGGCAAGGUUAGAGAAGGUUGAAGGUACGUGUAGAUGCUGCUCUGGUUUCAGUUUUCAGUUAGGUUAGGAUUGGUGGU
Molecule: messenger RNA, 2627 nt
Organism: Scomber japonicus (chub mackerel)
Lineage: Eukaryota; Metazoa; Chordata; Actinopteri; Scombriformes; Scombridae
Gene: mazb
Product: MYC-associated zinc finger protein b (purine-binding transcription factor)
Exons: 7
Coding region: 1056-2507 (483 amino acids)
Biological process (GO): regulation of transcription by RNA polymerase II
Cellular component (GO): nucleus
Molecular function (GO): DNA-binding transcription activator activity, RNA polymerase II-specific; RNA polymerase II cis-regulatory region sequence-specific DNA binding
Source: RefSeq, a predicted model, not a curated record